Molecule: messenger RNA, 1843 nt
Organism: Labeo rohita (rohu)
Lineage: Eukaryota; Metazoa; Chordata; Actinopteri; Cypriniformes; Cyprinidae
Product: stonustoxin subunit beta
Exons: 4
Coding region: 696-1448 (250 amino acids)
Molecular function (GO): protein binding
Source: RefSeq, a predicted model, not a curated record
AUAUCUUCUACAUAUAUGAAACAAUGUAUACAGAUUUCUCAAACAUCAGGUGAUGUCUGUGCAUUUGUAAAGUCUGUUUAUGGUCACGUUUAUCUGUAGUGUUUGAUCUACUGUAACUGAGUUAAGAUGAGAAAUUAUGCAGUUUAUUGAUAAACAGAAAACCAAAUACCAAACAAACAGAACUAAAACAUCAUAUAAGCAUGAGCACCUGAUUAUGAAAUACACACAUCUGUGUAUUUGAAAAGUAUUGCAUUUAAUUCACUUUGUCUGUGAUAAAGUAUACAAACACAGUGCAAAACGUCACUAUUAGGAGCAGAAAGUGUCCGACUUCACGUCUCCGCUUUCAGUUCUGCCCCCGACUGCAAUCGCAACUCUCACUGAUCGGUCUGUGCAGCACCACAUGGACUCAAACAUACCUAAAGACAUGAAAACAUUAACAAUAAGAAAACCUAAAACUGAUACGUCAACAGUGUGUAUGUAAUUAAUUAUUUCUCAUUACCCUGUUUAGAUUGGCAAUCUGUAAUCUCACUGAUCAGCACUGUGAAACUUUGGCUUCAGUUUUACAAUCAUCAAACUCUUCUCUGAGAGAGCUGGACCUGAGUAACAAUGACCUGCAGGAUUCAGGAGUGAAACGGCUGUGUGCUGGACUAAAGAGUCCAAACUGUCAACUCAACCUACUGAGAUUAUCUGGCUGUAUGGUGACAGAAGAAGGUUGUGCUGCUCUGGCAUCAGCUCUGAGUUCAAACCCCUCACACCUGAGAGAGCUGGAUCUGAGCUACAAUCACCCAGGAGUUUCAGGAGUGAAGCUGCUCAACCACCUGGAAAAACUCAAUGUGGAUCAUGGAGGAGAGUUCAUGAUCACAUCAGGACUCCACAAAUAUGCCUGUGAUCUCACACUGGAUACAAACACAGCAAACAAACGACUCAUUCUGUCUGACGAGAACAGAAAGGUGACGUGUGUGAAUGAGUAUCAGUCAAAUCCUGAUCAUCCAGACAGAUUUGAUGUGUAUCCUCAGGUUCUGUGUGUUGAGAGUCUGACUGGACGCUGUUACUGGGAGACUGAAUGGAGUGGAGAUGGUGUUUAUAUAUCAGUGUCAUAUAAAGAAAUCAAGAGGAAAGGAGAGAGUUAUGACUGUGUGUUUGGAUGUAAUGAUAAGUCCUGGAAUCUGAUCUGCUCUGAUCACACAUUCACUGCCCUUCACAAUAAUAAGUCCACUGCUGUAUCUGCUGUUUCAGUGUCCAGUAAGAGAGUAGGAGUGUAUGUGGACGUGUCUGGUGGCACUCUGUCCUUCUACAGCGUCUCUGACACACACAAACUCACACACUUACACACAUUCACACACACAUUCACUCAAACACUACAUGCUGGAUUUACACUUGAUUAUUACGACUCUUCAGUGUCUCUGUGUGACAUUAAACACACACAGACAUUAGUCGACACAUUGUGAGUGUAAUGAUGUGAAAGUGUUGCUGUUGUUGUGUGUGUUUUACAAUUUUUUCCAAUUGCUAACACACAAUUUUUCAAACUAGUCUGGUUUUAUCAAAAUACUUAACACAAUUCACAAAACCACACACCCAAACUGCAAAAUACUUCAUAUAUCCUGCAAAAUGAAGCACUGCAACCGAAACUACACAUAGUAUUAUCAAAAUCAAACUUUUGCAUGAAAUGGCACACACUUCAUUCAUAUUACCAGAUUUUUGCCUAACCAACUACACACUGCUGGGCAUAAUGAAAAGCACCCCCAUCUUUAGUAUGCUUUGCCAUAAUACUAAAAUAUGUAUCUGAUUGUUCACAUGCACAGAAAUAUUUGCAGAUACACACACAUGCUGUUGCAAUAUUUUU